GUCGUCUUUUUAUAAGAAACGCUUUGAGUUCUCGACAUAUCCUACAAUUGCGACCACACUACAUACCGUGGCAACAUGAUGCUCGCUACAGGGACGACGGUGCAGCUCAAGACAGCAGCACAGUUGGUCAAGGAGCGCCGCAUCGACUUUCGUCGGGCGCAGAAAGCGUCCAAUGCCGGCAUGUCGGCGAACACCAAAUCGUCGUCGCGCGGCGUCCAAGCGUCGACAUCCAAGAAAGCGUCGUCGCUCGUGGCCGUUGACGACAUCCAUGCAUUGGUGCGAUGGGCCCAUCCUAGGAAGAUUGGUCCUGGGCUCAUGAACCUCGGCAACACGUGCUACUUGAACUCGGUGCUGCAGUGCCUCGUGUACUCGCCAGCGUUUGCCCAGUACUUGGUCCGUCGCGCCGCGGUCAACCAGGCUGCAUCUGCUCCAUCUUCCAAACACAAAAUGCAUGGUGGUGGCGGUAGUUCGUUCCAUGCCGAGAAGGCCAUGGCCCGCUUCCUCUCUCUCAUGCAUGCGCCGAACGCGCCUCGCGUGAUGCAGCCGCGGGACAUCGUCGUGAACCUCAAGCAGAUCGCCAAAGGAUUCCGCAUCGGGCGGCAAGAAGACUCGCACGAGUUUUUCCGCCAUCUCAUGGACUCGCUGCACAACGCGUCGCUGAAACAAGCUGGCUUGACUGACAAAAGCCCCGUGGCGAACUCGACGCUCGUGCACUCGGUGUUUGGCGGGACCUUGCGCAGCCACGUCCAGUGCGCCAAGUGCAAGUUCGUGUCGGCGCACGUCGAGCCGUUCCUGGACCUGUCGUUGGAGGUAUCAAGUGGGAUUUCGUCGAUCGAGGCCGCGCUGGCGCACUUCACCGCCGUGGAAACGUUAGACGCGGCGAAUGCAUGGAAGUGCUCGGGCUGUAGCCAGCGAAGCCACGCCAGCAAGGGCCUCAACAUCCACGACAUUCCCAAUGCAUUGGUGCUGCAUCUGAAACGGUUUGAUGCGUUUCACGGCAAACUCAAAAAGCACAUUGCAUUUGCCGAAACCCUCCACUUAAACCCGCGCGUACUGUCCACCCCGCCCCAGGAGCAUGCCACGUACGCACUCACGGCGGUGCUCGUCCAUGCUGGGGCGUCGCCGGAUUGUGGUCACUAUUAUGCGUUCGUAAAGAGUCCCGCGGGCACGUGGCACGAAAUGAACGACGAAACUGUCCGCGUAGUGAACGUCCACACAGUGCUCCAACAGCGCGCGUACAUGCUAUUUUAUUCGCGCCAGGUGCCGGUGAAACCGAUAGUGACAUUGAAGAAACCGAUAGUGACAUUGAAGACACCGACGUUGAAGACACCGAUAGUGACCACGAACGUUGUGGCAGGCGGGCCCAGUGACGACGGGGAAACGUCCCAAGAAAGCCUGAGUGGGGACGAUGAUGUUAGUCGUGGGGAAGAAAUCCCCGCGGUCGUCGGUACAUGUCCAAGCCCCAUCAAAGGAGGACGACCAACAACAAGAAAGGCGGCGGCGGCGGUGGUCUAUGGCCCUGCAUUUGGAGGUCGAUUGAACCGCCAUAUUCGAUUCGCUGCGCCGUGGAAGCGAUACCUCGUACCUACAUCUGUCAAUGCAAAAGCUGUCGUCGUGAAUGACGUGGCAACACACAAGCACGCCGUGGUCAAGGCUGGCUUUCGACCGCACGCCAAGUUCAAGAACAGUUUGCUGUCGGCGGAUGUCCCGCAGUGGCGCGACGAUGACGAAGAUGUGUCGGCGGAGCUGCAGAUGGAGCACAACCAACACGUGCGCAAACUCAACGCCCAGCUGUAUCAAGCCAAGCGAGCCAAACAGCCAGACUUUUGGGACCAGACGCUGGACCAGGGGAAGCUCAAGAAGGUCAAGAAACGUAAGGACUUUGUUGCCAACGAAGGCAAAGCCAACCAGUUUCAAAGGGCGCUGGAUGCCAAGAAACCCAAGCGACUGUAAUAUACGAAGAUCAAUGCACUACCAGAGGUCGUUGCUAUACAGUAUAGUUAGGG
Molecule: messenger RNA, 2006 nt
Organism: Aphanomyces astaci
Lineage: Eukaryota; Oomycota; Saprolegniomycetes; Saprolegniales; Verrucalvaceae
Exons: 1
Coding region: 76-1953 (625 amino acids)
Biological process (GO): protein deubiquitination
Cellular component (GO): cytosol; nucleus
Molecular function (GO): cysteine-type deubiquitinase activity; cysteine-type endopeptidase activity
Source: RefSeq, a predicted model, not a curated record